Haliotis rubra (blacklip abalone) is the source of this 711-nucleotide messenger RNA. RefSeq names its product carnosine N-methyltransferase-like. Gene Ontology annotation, molecular function: S-adenosylmethionine-dependent methyltransferase activity. The transcript is spliced from 5 exons. Lineage: Eukaryota; Metazoa; Mollusca; Gastropoda; Lepetellida; Haliotidae. The annotation marks the transcript as partial. The record is from RefSeq and is a predicted model, not a curated record.
UUAUUUGACUAUCAAAUAGACCUUGAUGUGUCUGGCAGGGAUCCCUCGUCUGUCUACGUCCUGGUGCCGGGAGCAGGGUUGGGUCGCCUGGCCUUCGAGAUUGCUAAUCUUGGUUACAGUUGCCAAGGCAACGAAUGGAGCCUCUUCAUGUUAUUUGCAUCUGACUUUGUUCUUAACAAAUGUAAACACGUGAAUUCCUUCACCAUGUACCCCUGGGUUCACCAGUGGAGCAACAACAAGUUGAAGGCCGAUCAGACUCGACCAAUCACAUUCCCCGACAUCGAGACCACCAGCAUUGCUCCCACUGUCAGUUUCUCCAUGGCGGCGGGCGACUUUCUCGAGGUGUACACCGAGCCAGAAUCCUGGGACUGCGUGGCCACUGUUUUCUUCAUCGACACAGCACACAACAUCAUUGCCUACAUAGAAACCAUGUACAAGAUCAUCAAACCUGGCGGCUGCUGGAUUAAUCUGGGUCCCUUGUUGUAUCACUACACAGACAUGGCCAACGAGAGCUCCAUAGAACUCAGUUAUGAAGAGCUGAAGAAUGUUAUUACAAAGAUAGGCUUUGUUUUAGAGAAAGAAGAAGUUGAUGUGAAGUCGACGUACACCCAGAACCGCCUGUCCAUGUUACAGUAUGAAUAUCAGAGUGUCUUCUUCGUGGCCACUAAAACCCUCAUGAGAGAAAAGGCUUUAUCUCCCUCAAGCCUGUAG